AUGAGUUCUGCAACAUUUAAACCACCCGUAAGAAAUAUUACAGCUAAUCUUUCAAAUGUGCUAAAUGUCAAUGGCACGACAAGUCAUGUCGCAACUCAGAAGAAUACACGGCGUCCACAACGUAAAUGGCUAAUCAUGGCUCUGGCAAUUGUCGGAGUUUUUGCAGCGAUUGUAGGUGGCUGCGUGGCAUAUGCUCUACUUGCUACAAGUAGCACAAUUACUACAACAACUACAACAACUACAACUACAGCCACUACGACGACAACGACAACAACAACUACAACAACCACUACAAGUACAACAACAACAACUACGACAACCACUACAACGACAACAACAACAACUACGACAACUACUACAACGACAACGACAACAACUACAACAACAACUAAAACAACAACGACAACAACAACUACAACGACAACAACAACCUCAACAACAAGUACAACGACGACUACAACGACAACUUCAGUGACAACAACGACCACUACAACUACAACAACAACAACGAUAGGUGAAACACAAUGGAGUGCAUUUUGGCUAUUUGACAACAAUUGUCUUGAGUUGUUUAACAAUUAUAAUGGCGUUCCUCGUGGUAAUCCAACCUAUACUACUAGUGUACUGGGACACGGUAAUGCAAUUAGUUUUACUGCGGCUUCUGCUCAAUACGUUACUGUCACUGUAAAGCAAGUCAUUUUUAAUUCUACUAGCUUUACAAUCGAAGCAUGGAUCUAUCCGAUCAAUUUAGCGUCGACUGAUUUUGGUAUUUUUGGUCAGUGUCAAGCGGCAUCUACUAAUUUAUGCCUGCAUUUCACUACUCGAAAUGUAAUGCUAUACUGUGGUUUCUAUGCCAACGAUGUAGCAGGCUCGACAACAUUGACCAUGAAUCAAUGGAGUCAUGUUGCAUGCCUGUAUGAUUUGAGUACUGGACUUCAGCAAGUAUGGCUUAAUGGUGUGGUCGAUGGCAGCCAUACAACAACCCCCUUUCAAGGUGUAUCAACUGCAACAACAAUUGGCAUGGUUUCUUAUCCAAUGCCUAAUAACUACUACUUUAACGGUUAUCUCGAUCAAGUGCGAUACGAGCCAAGAGCAAAAAGUGAAUAUGAACUAUUAAAUGACGCUACUCUUUGUGCUUACUAUUCAUUCGAUGGUGGCUCCAUUUUUGAUGGAGGCCCAAAUGGUAUCAAUUUAACUUCGUCGGGUACUGUAACAACGAUCACAGGGAGAGUCAAUCAAGCACUUCAAUUCAGUUCUGGAUCCUAUCUUUAUGUACCUUAUGCAUCAUUCUACUUUCUGGGCGUAUCAAAUUAUCCAUUCACUCUAUCACUAUGGGUUAAACCGACUGGAAGUUAUGCUUCAUCAACAAUCUUUUUUGUCAAUGCAGGGUGGUGUGUUAAUUUUUUGACAAUGACAUCAAAUGGCAAUAUAAUGGCCAAUUUAUGGAAUGGCGGUCCAACCGUUUCAAGUGGUCCUGUUAUUCCAUUGAAUAGUUGGACUCACGUAGGAUACACAUACAGUUCAAGAAAUGGUCUUCGUUUGUAUGUGAAUGGUAAUUUAUAUUCAACAUCGGGUGCUGUAGCCUUUUCUGCUUCAGGUGCUCUGGCGACAAUCGUUAUAGCUGGAAAGAGAUCUGUUCAUAAAUAUAUCUAA
Rotaria socialis is the source of this 1650-nucleotide messenger RNA. The record is from the annotation of a GenBank genome assembly. Lineage: Eukaryota; Metazoa; Rotifera; Eurotatoria; Philodinida; Philodinidae.